UAUAUAUAUUUAUUUAUUUAUUUAUUUAUAUAUAAAUCCCUAUGUGUGAUGAAUGUGGUCUGUAGAGGUGAGGAUCAUAAUCAGCUGCCUGCUUCAAUGAACGGAAAAAAAUACAAUUUCUAGAGGUCAGCUGGCUGCCAUCGUCGGGCAAGGGAUGUGGCCAUCUUAACGUGGCUUCAGGUUAGUGGCAUUGGGCUAGUAUCAACGAAGACAGUGUAAGUCAAGUUCACCUGCACCACAUUUUCAGUACAGAACUUCACGGGUGGCAGAUGCCGAGGAAGACCUUUUUGAAUUAGUGAAAAUGCUACCUAUAAAUUUAGACAGAUCCUCAGCCAGGAUCAUGAUUCAACUUUUGGAGGAGGAACUGUCUGCUGAAUCCCUUUUUACACUGUACAAGCUGAUAAAAGUCAGCUAAUUUUCAUAUGUUAAUAAUAAAAGAAAAUGGUGACUUGUUAGAAAUUUGUACUGUGAUUUUGUUUGCCAGAAAUAAAUUGAUUAUUGCAUAUUAUCAUUGGAUUUGUUAAGAGUUAAGAAAAUUAUAUAAAAAAUACAAUUGUUUAAAUAAACCACAUGUUUUCUUCUUAAAACUGGAUUGGUAUAAAUAAGUACAAGCAGCAAUCAUAGAGUAAUAAUGGUUAAAGAAAGAAAAAAAAGUGGAAUUAAAAAUAACUGUAAAGCCCCAUUGUGUUUUUGCUGGCAUGGGAAUCAGUCAUCGGAUCAUGUCCCAAAAUCUUGUCCAGCUUGUGAAAAACGUAAAAAGCAUUCUAAUGAGUUUCACAAGUGUAUAAAGCAAGAAGUGGAACUCAGCAGUGGCUACACAGCAGAAACAGUUUCAACUUUUACUGAGGAUUUAGAAAAAGAGAGUUCUCCAAAAGCAAAAGCAGCAACAAAUAAAAAGCAUAAACGGUAUAAAUUUGAGAAUCUAUCAAGAUUUUUGAAAUCAGAAAGUAAAAUAUUGUGUAAUGAACCACAAAAGAUAAUUUUUCCACAACUACUUAAAAAUGAAAAAUAUUUUCACACACUUGUCAACAAAGGUAAUUUGGAAAAAGUUGACAAGUUUUUAAAAAAUACAAGUAAUUUUAACGUUAACUGCACAGAUUUCCAAGGACAGACACCUUUGAUAAUUGCAAUUAAAAAUAACAAUUUAGAAAUGGUAAGAUUGUUAUUACAACAAGAUAAUAUUACAAUAGCAGAUGCUAUUCUUCAUGCUGUGAAAGUGGGCAAUGUUGAAAUUCUUCAGUUAGUACUUGACCACAUCAAUACGACUAAUUGCAGAAUAGAAUUUAUGGAUGCCCCAUCCUUUGAAUUUCCACCUUACAUCACACCACUUGUUUUGGCAGCAGAAAUGGGAAAUUUUAAAAUAGUGAGUUUGCUGCUAGAAAGAGGUCACUUUAUACCAAGGCCUCAUAAGCCGCAGUGCUUUUGUAAAGCCGAGUGCAUGCGUAUUUUCAAGAGUGAGGAUCCAGUGACUGUGGCAAACUCCAAACUUCAUGUUUAUAGUGCUCUCUCUAACCCUGUUUACAUUUGUCAAAUGGCAAAUGAUCCUAUUUUAGCCGCUUUCAAAUUAUCAAAGGAACUUAAGACAGCUGGGUUAAUGGAUAUGGUCAAUAAAGUUAAGUAUUAUAAAUUGGCCAAAGAUGUAAGAGUAUUUGCAGCCCAAUUAGCAGCACUUUGCUAUAACAAAGAAGAAGUGGAAGUUAUAUUAAAAGAACAAAAUGAAUCUGAAAGGAAAACUACCUCAUAUACGAAGCUGAAGAAAGCGAUUUUAUACAAACAAAAGGAAUUUAUUUCAAGUCCUAAUAUCCAAUAUAAAGUGGAAGAAUUGUGGUCAGGAAGAUGGUACACAUGGAAAACAUAUUCUAAACCUUUAAAGUUGUUCAUUAUCUUUGGAAGAGUUUUUUGCCUGCCUUUUAUUUUUUUGUCUCACUGUUGCUUUCCAACAUCACAUUGGUCAAAUUUUCAUGCUACUCCUAUUAACAGGUUCAUUAAUUAUUUAUCAAGCUAUUUUGUUUUUCUGGUUUUUGUCACCCUCCACUUUUACACUGGCAAAAGGGAUGUGGAUAAAGAUUGGCAAUUUUAUGCUUAUGAACCAUAUUUGAUGUGGUUCACGUUUACAUCAAUGCUAUCAAACUUUCUUUUGUGGUAUAGGCAAGGUAGGAAUUAUUUCAAGUUUUAUUUAAAUAGGUAUUGUAUGGCUGUUGAUGCAUUAUUUUUGAUAACUUCUGUGUUUUGGUUGAUGUCGAUAAGUUCACAUUUCUCAAUGAACAACCUAGUUGAAAAUAAUCAGAAUUUCUUCUAUCCGAAGCAAUUAGCAGAAAAUUUGUUUGGAAUAGCUGCGAUUUUAGCUUAUAUAAAAUUAAUAAUGUUUUGUCAAAUGGAAUAUCACUUAGGACUGGUUUUGAUUUUUAUUGGAAAACUUUUAAAACCAUUAUGGUCUUUUUUCCUAAUAAUGUUUAUCAUACUAAUAGCUUUUGCACAAGCUUCAGGAAUAUUCCAUUCAUACUAUUCUAAAUUGUUCUCAAUUGAAACUGAAGAAAAAGAUGGAGAAAGCUCAUUUAUUUCACCCUUUGAAACACUCAAGUAUUUUCUGUUUGGAACAUUUGGCUUAGCAGCAUUUAAAGGUGAAAGCAAUGCUUUUUUGAAAAAUAAACCUAUCUUCACCGAGGUAGUUGGCUUUGCUGUAUUUAUAAGUUUUUUAUGUAUAAUUUCUUCUCUCAUGGUUUUUAUGCUUGUCUUUAUGGCAGCCAAAUCUCAGAAAUUAUUAGACGAUCUCAAAAUAGAAUGGAUAUACAGAAGAACUGAAUUAAUACUGCACUUUAUGGACUUGCCAAUAUUGCCACCACCAUUAAAUGUUCUACCAACUAUAAGAUAUUGUAUUACAACAUACAAAUCACAGCAUAAAAAUAACGAGAUGGAAAAGGGCCUUUUGCAAGAUGAAAAGGACGAAGAAUUAUCCAGUAUUGUAAUAUCCCAACUAGUACAGAGAUAUUUUGCAAAAGCAAGUUAAGGAAUUGUAAAUGAAAAGAAUAAUUUAUUGUUAAAUCCAUAACACUUGUUUUAUACAAAUGUUUCAAUAUAA
Molecule: messenger RNA, 3079 nt
Organism: Cimex lectularius (bed bug)
Lineage: Eukaryota; Metazoa; Arthropoda; Insecta; Hemiptera; Cimicidae
Product: short transient receptor potential channel 5-like
Exons: 16
Coding region: 632-3007 (791 amino acids)
Biological process (GO): regulation of cytosolic calcium ion concentration; calcium ion transmembrane transport; manganese ion transport
Cellular component (GO): cation channel complex; membrane
Molecular function (GO): store-operated calcium channel activity; inositol 1,4,5 trisphosphate binding; protein binding
Source: RefSeq, a predicted model, not a curated record